AUGUCUUUUGACGAUAAUGUGGAAAUUGAUUGGGGAAACGAGCGUUUAAUAAGAGCUCAACGGGCAGUUGAAGCAAACACGUAUGAUGUUGACUCAUGGUCGCUUCUCAUUCGCGAGGCUCAGACUAGGCCCAUUAAUGAAGUUCGGACUAUGUAUGAGAAGCUGCUUACUGCUUUUCCGACUACAGGGAGAUUUUGGAAAAUCUAUAUUGAACAGGAGAUGAAAGCAAGAAACUUUGAAAAAGUGGAAAAGCUGUUUCAACGUUGUUUGAUGAAAAUUCUUAAUAUCGAAUUAUGGAGAUUAUAUCUUAACUAUGUAAAGGAGACGAAAUGUAUGCUGCCUACAUAUAAAGAGAAAAUGGCGCAAGCCUAUGACUUCGCGUUGGAAAAGAUCGGUCUGGACAUCCACGCAUAUCCAAUUUGGAACGACUAUGUGACAUUUUUAAAAUCGGUGGAUGCCGUAGGGUCCUACGCUGAGAACCAAAAAAUCUCCGCUGUUAGAAAGGUUUAUCAAAGAGCUGUAAUCACACCCAUUAUAGGUAUUGAAACUCUAUGGAAGGACUACAUUGCAUUCGAACAAGGCAUUAAUACUAUAAUUGCUGAACGAAUGGCCAUGGAGAGAUCUAGAGACUAUAUGAACGCCCGCCGGGUGGCUAAGGAGUUGGAGACGGUGACCCGAGGUCUUAACAGGAAUAUGCCUGCCACGCCCCCCACCGCAGAUAGGGAGGAAAUGAAACAGGUGGAGUUGUGGAAGAAGUACAUAUCCUGGGAGCGGUCUAACCCCCUCCGUUCGGAAGAUACGGCAUUAGUAGCGCGUCGAGUGAUGUUUGCAAUAGAGCAGUGUCUGCUGUGUCUCGCACACCAUCCAGAUGUUUGGCAUCAAGCUGCUCAGUUCUUGGACCAUUCUGCCAAGCUCUUGCAGGAAAAGGGGGAUUCCAAUGCUGCGAAGUUGUUCUCUGAAGAAGCGGCGGCAGUAUACGAGCGGGCAACGAGUGGACCCCUGAAGCAGUCCACGCUUCUACACUUUGCUCAUGCGGACUAUGAAGAGAGUCGACUGCACUACAAUAAGGUGCACCAAGUAUACACGCGCUACCUGGACAUGGAAGACAUAGAACCGACGCUCGCCUACGUCCAGUAUAUGAAGUUCGCCCGAAGAGCUGAGGGGAUAAAAUCGGCCAGGACCGUCUUCAAACGAGCCAGGGAGGACCCGAGAUCUCGCUAUCACGUCUUCGUAGCGGCAGCCCUGAUGGAGUACUACUGCUCGAAGGACAAGAACAUCGCGUUCAGGAUAUUCGAACUGGGACUGAAGAAGUUCUCUCAUAUACCAGAAUAUGUUUUGUGUUAUAUCGACUAUCUGUCGCAUCUUAAUGAGGAUAACAACACGCGUGUCUUGUUCGAGAGAGUUUUAUCAUCUGGUAGCUUGAAGCCGGAAAGUUCCGUCGACAUUUGGAACCGAUUUCUGGAGUUCGAAUCGAAUAUCGGUGAUCUGGUGAGCAUCGUCAAAGUCGAGAAGAGAAGACAAGCUGUGUUAGAGAAGAUAAAAGAAUUCGAAGGCAAGGAGACAGCUCAAUUGGUGGACAGGUACAAGUUCCUCGAUCUCUAUCCCUGUACUAUUGCUGAGCUGAAGUCUAUAGGAUAUACUGAGGUGGCAGCUAUGUCAAAUAAGUCUUGGGCACUUGGAGGUGCCCUAGCUGGCGUAUCUCCUGAACUUGCAGCCGUCAUACUGGGACAGAAAGACAAUGAUCCAAAUAAGGACAUAGCUCGCCCAGACACAAGUCAGAUGAUACCGUACAAGCCGAAAUCGAACCCGCUACCUGGAGAACACCCUAUAUCUGGUGGUGCGUUCCCCAUGCCCCCGGCAGCUGCUCACCUCUGUACACUGAUGCCCCCACCCUCCUCAUUCCGAGGACCAUUUGUGGCUGUCGAUAGGCUCAUAUCGCUCUUCAAUAGAAUUUCUCUGCCUGAUAAACCCCCUGCGCCGACGCAAGAAAACGGCUGUGACACGAAGCUCUUUGAUCUGGCUCGGUCAGUGCAUUGGAUUGUGGACGACGACGGUCUCACAACAGUCACUAAUAAGGCUCGAAGAAGAAAAGCUGGCGAAGAUUCCGACGAUGACGAAUUGGGUGUUGCUCCACCUGUCAAUGAUAUCUAUCGGCAGAGACAACAGAAAAGGGUGAAAUAA
Molecule: messenger RNA, 2181 nt
Organism: Leptosia nina
Lineage: Eukaryota; Metazoa; Arthropoda; Insecta; Lepidoptera; Pieridae
Source: the annotation of a GenBank genome assembly